AUGGAAGAGGACAAAAUCAACAAUUUCCUGGUUAUUACCGCUGUUGAAGACGCAGAUGUUGCCAGGCAGUUCCUGGACAUGGCAGGCGGUGAUGUGGACACUGCCAUAUCGCUGUACUUCGAGCAUGGCGUCUCGGGUCUGCCAUCGGGUGGUGCUGACGCUGGUGCUGGCACUAGUGGUGCUAGCUCUUCUGUGGCUCACGCGGAGAGUGACUCUGCGCUGGCGGAGAGAUUGCAACAGGAAGCAUAUCAGGAACCACAGACGGAUGUGAGGCCUCCCGAUGAGGCUAGGCAUGAGACUCUGGCGGAGACUCAUGUGUUUCCGACUACAUAUGGUGGAAUUGGCGGAUCUUUUGGGUCUCUAAGGCACCACAGUGGCAAUGUGGCGCAGGACAUGUUUGAUAACUCGACACCACAGGGAAUAUUCAACCAGCGGAUGGACUUUGACUACAGUGAUGACUCGUCUUCAGAAGGGUCUUCAUCGUCGUCGUUGUCUGAGUUUAAUAGUAACUCAGACGACGAUGAUGAGUACGAGUAUGUUGAAGAGGACGUAGUGGAAGUUGACGAUGAUGGCAACAUUACGGAGAGGAAAGAGCUAGUACGCCGGCUGAAGAACCCUAUCACCAAGGAGGCCCGCCUCGCCAUGCUAUUUAGACCCCCAUUUGAUAUCAUGUCAAAGGUGAACUUGGACAGAGCCAAAUUAAAAGCAAGAAAGAAGAAGAGAUGGAUUAUGAUCAACAUUCAGGACUCGGGCGUCUUUCAAUGCCAAGCGCUGAACAGGGACAUAUGGUCAAACAAGCGUGUUAAGAGACUGAUAAAGAAAAACUUCAUAUUUUUGCAAUACCAAUUCGAAUCGAGAAAUGCUGAGCCGUACGUACACUUCUAUGGUCUCAAAUCCAAGGAAGAACUGCCACAUAUUGCUAUCCUAGACCCCCUAACUGGUGAAAGACUAAAACAAUGGGACAGCACAGUGCCGAGAUUAGAGAGUUUCUUAGAUGAAGUUGAGAAGUUCUUAAAAGACUUCUCUCUGGAGCCGGGCUCCAAGAACCCGCUGAUCAAACAACCAACACCGGAUCUUGACCCUACUACUCUUUCAGAAGAACAACAGAUGGAACUUGCUAUCAGACAAUCCCUAGGAGCUGGUGAACAAGAAGUGUCGCCAUCUAACAACGAGCGAAACACAGACGAAGUCUCUGAAACAGAAAUAGCUGAUGCAAAGGAAGAAGAAAAACCAUCUACUGGGUCACUGUUCGAUCAAAUUGAACCCAUCAACCACGAGGAACCACAGAAUGAACCAGGAAAGACCACAAGGAUACAGAUCAGAACUGGUGACGGCCGUAGGAUGGUUAGAAGAUUCAACCUAACAGAUACAGUUAGAAAUAUUUACGAGGUUAUCAAGGCUAAGCUCGAUGGAUUUGCCGAUUGCCAGUUCAUUUUAAGCAACCACCAAAGAGAAAACCUUAUCGAGAAGCUAUCGCUUACAAUAGCAGAGGCAGAGUUGGGAAAUAGCUCUCUACUUGUAGAGAAGGAAUAA
Molecule: messenger RNA, 1533 nt
Organism: Nakaseomyces glabratus
Lineage: Eukaryota; Fungi; Ascomycota; Saccharomycetes; Saccharomycetales; Saccharomycetaceae
Gene: UBX5
Product: DNA protein crosslink repair co-factor UBX5
Biological process (GO): proteasome-mediated ubiquitin-dependent protein catabolic process
Cellular component (GO): nucleus
Molecular function (GO): ubiquitin binding
Source: RefSeq, a predicted model, not a curated record